Messenger RNA from Mesorhabditis belari, 531 nucleotides. Lineage: Eukaryota; Metazoa; Nematoda; Chromadorea; Rhabditida; Rhabditidae. The record is from the annotation of a GenBank genome assembly.
AUGGACAGGGUCUGGCGAGAUGUCCCCUCAAAAAUCCGUCUCCGUUUCCCGAAAGUCCGCGAUUUGAUCACCGCUGGCUUGUUGACUGACAAAGAGUACACGAUUCUUGAGGAACAUUAUGCCAGCUGUACGGCUGUUCGAUGGAUGGCUCCAUUGCAUUGGGUUCAACAAAUUCUACAAGAUGAAGUCAAGGACAACAACCCGACCACAUCGAUUGUGAAUAAUUUUGUGACAGGGUUUUUUUAUGUAUCUGAUUGGCUCAAGUCGGGAAUUCCAAUGAACUUUGACUCCGACUGGGAUAUCAGCUACAAGCUCUACAAACGGCUCACAAAUAUCAGCAGUUUCUGCGAAGAUCUGUCGGAUAUCUUGACGUUUGUUGUGAAUCCAUUUGUUUUCUACUAUGCUCUAACCAACAAGCAAAUUUGUCUAGCAAUUAGGCUUUUCGCUGCUGCCAUUAGCGCUAGCAAAUGUUUCAGGGCUUUUGCGUUUUCUGGGCUUGACUUUUGUUUUUUCGAGAUCAGGGAUUUCAGG